Messenger RNA from Fusarium oxysporum Fo47, 954 nucleotides. RefSeq lists its product as uncharacterized. The transcript has a single exon. The coding region runs from base 1 to 954 and encodes 317 amino acids. The record is from RefSeq and is a predicted model, not a curated record. Lineage: Eukaryota; Fungi; Ascomycota; Sordariomycetes; Hypocreales; Nectriaceae.
AUGGGGCCUUACGCGUUCAUGAGGGCCCUCACGGAACGCACGCGGGUAGAGCCGUACAACAUAAUCGAGGUUCUCAGCCGCAUGAUCUACGGAUCAAACAUGAUCUCGGUCGCAGGCGGAAGUCUCCCAACAACCUACAGACUUUGUCGUGUAGUCUUUGAGGAAACGUCUCAGCCCCCAGAAGAGAUUACUCAGAACGAUUUAGAGUACGAAGAGAUCAGAAACCACUUGGAAUUCAGGUGCAUCCCCGUGUCGCAUGGACUUAUCUUGCGAUGUUACCGGGAAACACUGCAGCACGCCCAGACUGCAAAGUACCUGAUUCAAAAAAUCUUCAUUGAUAGAGAAGCCUUUUCUGAGGCCACCUUUAAGGAAGCCCACCGCAUUCUGACCUACAAGAUCGAUAUCAAUCAGCAAACGCCUUGGGAGCUCUACAGCGGAAAUUAUCGCACCUGGAGUGCGACGUACGACACGCGUUUCGUGGACCCGGUUCAUAUCACUACUGCAAUGCUCAGCAUGAUCGACAACCUCAUAGUGGAAAUGGGCUCCAGAGAAGUCCCAUAUGAUGGGAUCACCAUCCAGCAGCUCAGCAAGGAGGAAGUCUGGGAGAGGAUCUGUUAUGCCAGCAAAUUCUGCCAGCACUUCAUCAAUAUUCGCCCCUUUUUAGAUGGAAAUGGGCGGAUGUACCGUUUGCUCCUGACUACCCUCCUCCUCAGAGCUGGUAUAUGCCCUGCGGUUUAUGGACUUCAUAACAUGGAUCGAGAAAGUCAUUCGCGAGCUGAAGCCAGUUGCUACAGGCAUGACUUGCAAGGCCUGGGAGAGGUUGUCACUGAGACCCAUCAUGAACUGGCAUUAUUUAUUCUCAACCAUACGUAUGGUCAGUGGAAGAGCACGGACGCACAAAUGAUGAUAUUUCUACAAGCAACGCGUCGGGACGGUGCGAUGUUUCCUCAUUAA